AUGGCGAUCUUCAGCGUCUACAUUGUCAACAAGGCAGGAGGCCUCAUCUUCCAGUACGACAACUACGCCCCGAAGACCGAGGUGGAGAAAACCUUCAGCUACCCCCUCGAUCUGGUGCUGAAGGUGCACGACGAGAAGAUAGUCGUCGCCUUCGGCCAGAGGGACGGCAUUAGAGUGGGGCACGCCGUUCUGGCCGUGAAUGGCCUGGACGCGGUCGGACGCACGCUGCCGGAUGGCCGAGAUGUCCUGGCGGUGAUCAACAACCCUGAGAGUUACCCCUUGAACCUGCGCUUCGGUCGCCCGCGCCUCUCCUCCAACGAGAAGCUCAUGCUCGCCUCCAUGUUCCACUCACUCUAUGCUAUUGGGUCUCAGCUGUCUCCUGAGCUCAAGAGCACUGGCAUAGAAGUCCUGGAGACCGACACAUUCAAGCUGCACUGCUACCAAACUCUUACGGGAACCAAGUUCAUGGUGCUCUGUGAACCCCGGCAAGCAGGGAUGGAUGCUUUGCUGAGGAAAGUGUAUGAGUUGUAUGCGGACUACGCCCUCAAGAACCCAUUCUACUCCCUAGAGAUGCCCAUACGGUGCGAGCUCUUUGACCAGAACUUGAAGGCCGCCUUGGAAGCCGCUGAGAAAGUGGGCACGGCAGGGCCGGGUAUAUGACCUUGAGCCGUACGCGACGACAUCACAACUGCAACUACCCUGACCCCGUUCUCUCCCAAUGGAGUCUCGCCACGCCCAGGGUUGCCGUAAUCUCAUUUUUCGUGCUCGGGAAUUUUCCAUGUAAAUUUACACGACAUGACAAAUUACACUGGUCAACACACACUUUUUCUGGCACAAGGUAUUCCAACGGUUUUAAGGUAAUUUUGGGGUGCCGAUUCCAAAUCUGGCAUCAGUUUUUGUCUAUCCCAUCAGGUUUUUGAGAUAUCAAAUAUUGCAUUUUCAAUAAAAACUGCAGAAGAAAAAUAUUAAAUAAAUGUGGAUGUCUACAUAAAAUUAUAUUAUAAAUACACUAUCCUAAAAAUACAGCACCAUAUUUGAACACUAAAGCAGUCACUGACUCGCAACAACUUGCAAUCAUAAGUGACAGAGUUAAUUUUGGGUAAAAGCAAUGAAAAUGGGGUAUACCGAUAGCAUAAAAUGAGAUGUGAUAGAGCAAAUCUGAGAUCAGAUUUGGAAUCAGCACCCUGAAAUAAGUCUAAAACAGCUGCAAAAGUCCAGGCCAGAAAAAAACUUUUUUUUGUUGACCAGUGUUAUAGCAAUAUCGGUUUUCCUUCUAAGUUUAUCAUUGUACUUUGCGUUUCUAUACUUUCAGUACGAAUAAAGGUAAAAAAAGUCAUUCGACUGCAGUUCGCUGUCUGUAAUACAUCUUCUAUUCAUAGCAAAUGUACAAUCUGUACGAUGUGUAUGUUGUAGUAUCACCAUAUCGCGGCAACCCGACACCUACUCACAACCGUUUGUGCUGAUCUCACGGGAUAACUUUGGGCAAUGUAAUUAUUAUUAUAUGUAUAAAUGUUUGCCAGUUAACAAACACGUUUUUAUUUAUGUCUUUUUGUUGGUCCCUUGAAUAAAUUACUUCCGUUUCAGA
Messenger RNA from Lethenteron reissneri (Far Eastern brook lamprey), 1585 nucleotides. RefSeq names its product trafficking protein particle complex subunit 4 (gene TRAPPC4). The record is from RefSeq and is a predicted model, not a curated record. Gene Ontology annotation, biological process: endoplasmic reticulum to Golgi vesicle-mediated transport. Lineage: Eukaryota; Metazoa; Chordata; Hyperoartia; Petromyzontiformes; Petromyzontidae. Gene Ontology annotation, cellular component: TRAPP complex.